Messenger RNA from Fibroporia radiculosa, 1083 nucleotides. RefSeq lists its product as uncharacterized. Gene Ontology annotation, molecular function: protein binding; aminomethyltransferase activity. The record is from RefSeq and is a predicted model, not a curated record. Gene Ontology annotation, cellular component: mitochondrion. The coding region runs from base 1 to 1083 and encodes 360 amino acids. The transcript has 8 exons. Lineage: Eukaryota; Fungi; Basidiomycota; Agaricomycetes; Polyporales; Fibroporiaceae. Gene Ontology annotation, biological process: glycine catabolic process.
AUGGUUCCUUUCGCUGGCUACUCGAUGCCACUCUCAUAUGGUGAUGUUGGAGCGGUGGCCAGUCACCAUCAUGUUCGAAACUCGGUAGGAAUCUUCGACGUGGGACAUAUGGUGCAGUCCAAUUUCCGAGGAGCAACAACCACCGCCUUCCUUGAAUGGCUGACACCUUCUUCCUUACAUCAACUGCCCCAUUACUCCUCUACCUUGUCUGUUCUGCUCAAUGAACAUGGUGGCAUCAUCGACGAUACCGUUAUCACCAAACACGCGGACGAUGCGUAUUACAUCGUAACGAAUGCAGGUCGCCGUGACCGUGACCUAGCGUGGUUUAAGGAGCAGCUAGAUAAAUGGAACAUGAGCGAGAAAGCGAAGGAUGGUAAAGUUGAGAUGGAAAUCCUCGAGGGUUGGGGUCUUCUGGCCUUACAAGGUCCCGAGGCUGCUCAAUACCUCCAAGGCCUUACGUCCUUCGAUUUACAAGGCCUGACCUUUGGGAAGUCUGCCUUUGUCCCACUUGAAGGCUUCAAUCUCCACGUUGCCCGCGGAGGAUACACCGGAGAAGAUGGAUUUGAGAUAUCCAUACCGCCUGCUCACACCGUCGAUGUUGCCAAAUUGCUAUCCAAGUCUCCAGUUCAGCUCACAGGAUUAGGUGCCCGUGAUAGUUUACGUCUUGAAGCUGGCAUGUGUCUGUAUGGUCAGGAUCUCGACGAACAAACAACCCCCAUUGAAGCGGGGCUGACCUGGGUCAUUGGCAAGAAUAGGCGGGGGAAGGCAGACUUCAUUGGUGCGGAGGGCGUCCUGAAGCACUUGAAAGACGGCCCACCUAGGAGACGGGUUGGCAUGAUUGUGGAGGGUGCUCCUGCUCGACAGGGAGCAAAGGUUUUCGCUCCUUCUGGCGGUGACCUCAUUGGGACUGUUACCUCCGGAAUUCCGUCGCCCACCUUGGGGAAAAACAUUGCAAUGGGCUAUGUCCAAUCGGGGUGGCACAAGAAGGGCACGGAGGUUGAAGUCGAAGUUCGCAAUAAACUGAGAAGAGCGACGUUGACACCGAUGCCUUUUGUGACAACGAGGUACUACAGGGGUACCUGA